This is a messenger RNA of Perkinsus marinus ATCC 50983, 897 nucleotides long. RefSeq names its product transposable element tc3 transposase, putative. The record is from RefSeq and is a predicted model, not a curated record. The transcript is spliced from 2 exons. Gene Ontology annotation, molecular function: nucleic acid binding. NCBI's taxonomy places the organism in Eukaryota, Perkinsozoa, Perkinsida, Perkinsidae. The coding region runs from base 1 to 897 and encodes 298 amino acids.
AUGCCCCGCGCUAAAGCUGUUACUCCACAUACACAGGAGCUCAUCCGUAUCAUGGGAAGCACUCGCCUACCGAACGGUCAGGCUAAAUAUACCCAUAGUGAGAUUGCCAGCUGCCACGGAGUAUCCAGGCCAGUUGUCAGCAAGAUACUCGCGAAGGCACCCCAGACCUACCCGCCCCAGCCUCCCGAGCGACGUGGGCGCAAGCCGGUAUUAUCCGAUAGGCAGAAACGGCACAUCAUGAGAGAGUUUGCGAAGGAUCCCGACGUCACGUGCACCAAGAUCGUGCGUAUUUGUAAGCUUAGCGUGUCCCCACAGACGGUAAGGCGUUUUCUGAGGUCGAGCGGGGCUGCUUAUGCUAAGAUUCCAACAGCUCCAAGGUCAACUCCGGCCNNNNAAGCGGUUCUGUCGAAAAGAGCAUUUGGUGGUGGGUCUGUCAUGGUCUGGGGUGGGAUAGCUGGAUCUCAUAAAGUAGCCCUGGUGGAAAUACAGAGCAACAUGAACAGCGAGGUCUACCAGUCCAUGCUCGAGAUGAACUUGCUACCAUUCCUGGAAGCGGAGGAGGAGGAAGGAAUUGAGUACACCUUCCAACAAGACAAUGCGAGGCCUCACGUAUCUUCUUCAACUAAAGAAUGGCUGGCACGCAAUGGCGUGGCAACCGUCCAGUGGCCAGCAGUGAGUCCAGAUCUGAACUGCAUCGAGCACUGCUGGGGCAAGAUGGCUCUAGCCGUCUAUGGAGGGGGUAGAGGCCCCUAUAGUACCAAGGAUGAACUCCGACAGGCAAUUUUUAAGGCCUGGGAUGACCUGACACCCGAAGAUAUCAGCACUCUCACUAAGUCGACUCGCAGUCGCUGUGUAGAGGCGAUUAAGUGUCAAGGUGGUCCUACGAGGUAUUGUUAG